Lacerta agilis (Sand lizard) is the source of this 1812-nucleotide messenger RNA. Its product is annotated as interferon regulatory factor 4-like. Lineage: Eukaryota; Metazoa; Chordata; Lepidosauria; Squamata; Lacertidae. Gene Ontology annotation, molecular function: DNA-binding transcription factor activity, RNA polymerase II-specific; RNA polymerase II cis-regulatory region sequence-specific DNA binding; protein binding. The record is from RefSeq and is a predicted model, not a curated record. The transcript has 8 exons. Gene Ontology annotation, cellular component: nucleus. Bases 65 to 1453 code for a protein of 462 amino acids. Gene Ontology annotation, biological process: regulation of transcription by RNA polymerase II; immune system process.
GAGCUCCGACGGUGCGGUGGAUUUUGCCGGGAGGAGCGCGCGAGCGGCGUCGCAGGAGGCGCGCAUGGUGGGGAGAGCGCAAUUCCCCGGAGCCCGGGCGCAGCAGCACAUGGCGGAGCCGAGGCGGCCCCCGAUGCGCCUGAAAGAGUGGCUCAUCGCGCAGGUGGACAGCGGCCGCUACCCGGGGCUGCGCUGGGAGAACGGCGAGAAGACGCUGUUCCGCAUCCCCUGGAAGCACGCGGCCAAGCAGGACUACCGGCAGCAAGAAGACGCGGCGCUCUUCAAGGCCUGGGCCGUCUACAAAGGGAAGUACCACGAAGGGCUGGACAAAGCGGACCCCUCCGUCUGGAAGACCCGCCUGCGCUGCGCCUUGAACAAAAGCACCGACUUCAAGGAGGUCCCCGAGAGGAGCCACCUGGACAUCUCAGAGCCCUACAAGGUGUACCAGAUCCUCUCGGAUGUGUCCCAAGAAACAGAUAAGGAAAAUAGCAAAGAGCCCCUUCUGCAGGCAAGGCAGCCCUCAACGUUGGCACACCAAGAGACCAGAGAAAAUGGAAAAGCAAACAAGGUCAGAACACCUUCAGAGUCAGGCCAGGCCAGCAAGGAUGAGCCACUGGUGACCUUACAGAGCGCCCCAGAGACACCCCAGGCCCCCCAGCAGCCAAGCCAUGGAGAGCACCAGGGAUACCAGGUGAAAGGCUUCUUCUGCACCUGGAAUCUGGCACAGUCCCACUGCCACCUGAGUCCCUCCGCUGCCGGUCUCAACCCCCAGUACGCUGACAAUCAAAACAUCAACUCAGACUGCUGGCUCCACGUCCGCCUCUACUACUGUGACACGUUGGUGAAGGAGGUCACCACCAAAACGGCGGAGGGCUGCCGGAUCACCUAUCGCCCAGUGCCGGCUGACAACGGGUGCCUUUACGGUUCGAGUGGCCUGGAGCAGGUUCUGUUCCCUUCUGUGGACGCCUCGGCCGGGAGCAGCCAGGGCGGCAGAGCAACCGGGGCCUUGCAGAGGCUGCUCCCCCACCUGCACCAGGGAAUCCUGCUCUGGGUGGCCCCCGAAGGGGUCUUCAUGAAACGGCAGUGCCAGGGCAGAGUGUACUGGAAAGGGCCGCUGGCCCCCCACGAAAACCAGCCCAACAAACUGGAGAGGGAGAAAACCUACAAGCUCCUCGACACCCAGCAGUUCCUGCAGCAAUUACGGGGGUUCCUGAUCCACGGACACGCGCUGCCCCAGUAUCAGAUCUGCUUCUGCUUUGGGGAGGAAUAUCCUGCUGCUCCCAGCCAGAAACUCCACAAACUCAUCAUGGCACAGGUUGAGCCGGUGUUUGCUCGCGAUCUCUGCCUCCACGCCCAGCAGCUGGGGCCGCGGUUCCUGCAGGACUCUUGCGCGGGCAUUCCGGACGUUCCCAAGAACAUCAUCCAGAUCCUGAAACAGCUGUGCCCACCUUGAAUCUGCCGGAAGGGAGCUGGCACCCUUGGCUUGGUGGCUGAAGGACAAGGGACUGCGAGCCUUAGGGUUCAUAGAUUCGUAGAAUUGGAGAGUCGCAGGGGACACCGAGGGUCAUCUAGCCCAACCCUCUGCGAUGCAGGAAUCCGGCAGAGGAGAAAGCUUGGCGCCUCUCGUGACUGCUUGUCCUGGUUUAGUCACCUGGGUGAUCUGUCCCUGCUGUGCUAUCCAGAGUGCCUGACUAACAUGUGCUAAAAAGCUUGUUUGAAUAGAGGGGUUUAUUUUUCACAAGCCCGGAUGAUGUUUCUUGAUUGUGCCAUUUCAGAAGCUCACAUAUGAAAUGCAGGCAUAACAGGGUUCCA